This is a messenger RNA of Aspergillus brunneoviolaceus CBS 621.78, 1521 nucleotides long. RefSeq lists its product as uncharacterized. The transcript is spliced from 4 exons. Gene Ontology annotation, biological process: regulation of DNA-templated transcription. The record is from RefSeq and is a predicted model, not a curated record. Gene Ontology annotation, molecular function: DNA-binding transcription factor activity, RNA polymerase II-specific; zinc ion binding. Bases 1 to 1521 code for a protein of 506 amino acids. Lineage: Eukaryota; Fungi; Ascomycota; Eurotiomycetes; Eurotiales; Aspergillaceae.
AUGGCCGGAGUAUACAGAGGCAAAAUCAGUAUGGGGUGUACCUUGUGCCGAAAGCGACGGCUGCGAUGCGACCGACGUCAGCCAUCAUGUUCACAGUGCCUGCGAGUGAAUCAAGAAUGUUUUGGAUAUCGAGAUCCCGGGACCUUGAGGAUCUAUGAUCAGAGCGCGGAAGUUGCGUCCAAGGCUCAGGCCCGUGGUGGUCCCAUCCAACAGUCGCCUGCGGAAGAGUCGCCGUCUACACUCUCCCUAAACUAUUCCCCCAUCUCCGAUGACCAGCGAGCCAUGUCUUAUAUCAUCCCAUACUAUGUUGGCACGGACCAGCAUCGGGGCUUACUUCGAUUUCUGCCAAGCCUGUUGCAGAAUGACCCCUCUCCUGCCUUGAAAGCCUCCGCCAAGGCUAUAGGUCUGUUAGGCAUGACGAGGAUGCCACAUGUGGGACAGCGAGCCAGGAAAGAACACAUCAUUGCCUUGCGUGCUACAAAUAGUGCUUUAAGAGAUCCGACAACAGCAACCUCGGAUUCCACCCUGGGCGCCGUGUUGUUGCUGGGCUUGUAUGAGCUGAUCACAUCACGACCCACGGAAAUGGACAGUGGCUGGAGGGACCAUGCUCAAGGAGCAGCCAAGCUCAUAGAGCUACGAGGUGAAGAGCAGUUGAGCUCGCCGGUUGGGCUAGAGUUAUUCACCGUUGUGCGUUUUCAGAAUGUAAUCAGCAGUGUUUUCUUCAGAUUGGGGUCCCGGGUUCACAAUUCACCCACGAUUGCAGCGCUGUCUCAAGUCGCGAGAUCCAAACGAAAUGAACAUACCCGGCCGAUUGAAACCCUCUACAAUAUGCUCAUCGAGCUGAACGAUAUAGCAAUCGAAGUUGACGAGGCCCACCUCCAAAGUGACCUCGAGAAGCAACAGUCGUUGAUCGAAAGAUCUCUGACCCUGGAUGCGCGUCUACUGGCGUGGACGACAUCGCUGAGUCCAGCGUGGUCUUAUCAAGUUAUCGAUGACCCGCGCUCCCAUUUGCCCAAAUCCACCUAUCCGCCGAUCUAUGAUAACCGAUAUCAUCUUUACCACGGGGUCUCCAUCGCCACAAUGUGGAAUAACUACCGCCAGACGCGCAUCGUUCUCAACGAGAUGAUUAGGAUGAUGGCCCUGCGCCGGUGGCGGUUGCAAAAUCUUCCACAGUAUCAGCAGAUCAUAUAUCAGUCUACUGGCAUUAUUGAGCACAUGGCAGGUGAGAUCUGUGACAGUAUUCCAUUUUACUUCCUCUCCGGCGAAGUAGGCUUUGGAAGCAUAUACCGGGCGCUGUGGCCGCUUUUCAUCGCAGGUCGAUGCGCAGCAGCAGGAUCUCCAGCGAAACAAUGGGCGACGCAAAUUCUCGACCUCAUUGGAAACAUCACGGGUAUUCAGCAGGCGAUCGGCAUGGCGGAGCUACUCAAGCAGGAGAAGCCAGCCAGUGUGAUUCCGGGAGGCGAUCUGGUUACCGAGUCAAUCUUCAACCAGGUAGCCAGGUUAUCUCUGGGUAAUGACUAA